ACAACUGAGGCAACAACAACCACAAUGGAGGCUACAACUUCAACCACAAAUGAACCAACAACCACAACUGAGGUAACAACUACCACAAUCGAGGUAACAACUUCAACCACAAAUGAACCAACAACAACCACAAAUGAACCAACAACAACAACAACUGAGGCAACAACAACCACAAUUGAGGCAACAACUUCAACCACAAAUGAACCAACAACCACAACUGAGGCAACAACAACCACAAUGGAGGCAACAACUUUAACCACAAAUGAACCUACAACCACAACUGAGGUAACAACUACCACAAUUGAGGCAACAACUUCAACCACAAAUAAACCAACAACCACAACUGAGGCAACAACAACCACAAUGGAGGCUACAACUUCAACCUCAAACGAACCAACAACCACCACAAUUGAGGCAACAACUUCAACAACAAAUGAACCAACAACCACAAAUGAGUUAACAACAACCACAAUUGAGGCAACAACUUCAACCACAAGUAUACCAACAUCAACCACAAUGGAGGCAACAACUACAACCACAAAUGAACCAACAACCACAACUGCGGUAACAACAACCACAAAUGAAGCAACAACUUCAACCACAAAUCAACCAACAACCACAACUGAGGCAACAACAACCACAAUGGAGGCAACAACUUCAACCACAAAUGAACCUACAACCACAACUGAGGUAACAACUACCACAAUUGAGGCAACAACUUCAACCACAAAUGAACCAACAACCACAACUGAGGCAACAACAACCACAAUGGAGGCUACAACUUCAACCACAAAUGAACCAACAACCACCACAAUUGAGGCAACAACU
Molecule: messenger RNA, 828 nt
Organism: Sardina pilchardus (European sardine)
Lineage: Eukaryota; Metazoa; Chordata; Actinopteri; Clupeiformes; Clupeidae
Product: mucin-5AC-like
Exons: 1
Source: RefSeq, a predicted model, not a curated record